Messenger RNA from Erigeron canadensis, 930 nucleotides. RefSeq lists its product as uncharacterized. The transcript has 4 exons. The record is from RefSeq and is a predicted model, not a curated record. The coding region runs from base 1 to 930 and encodes 309 amino acids. NCBI's taxonomy places the organism in Eukaryota, Viridiplantae, Streptophyta, Magnoliopsida, Asterales, Asteraceae.
AUGGGAAAUGUAUUUAUGGUGUUAAUCCCUUUGGUUCACGCUCUCGUGAAACUAGCAGGAUUAACACCACAAACCAUAGAAAUAGAGCCCGGAACCUUGAUGAAUAUAUGGGUUCCUAAAAAUAUUGUCACAAAAAGUGAUGGAAAAACUGUUUACUUGCCACCCACCAAGCCUGCGGUUGUACUCCUCCAUUCUUUUGCAUUGGACGGUAUUUUAACAUGGUUUUUACAAGUUUUUGCUUUGACCAAAGACUAUUCCGUAUACGUGCCAGACUUUUUGUUCUUUGGUGGCUCUAUCACGGAUAAACACCAUAUUUCGUCUAGUUUUCAAGCCGAGUUUGUGGCCAAAGGGUUGGAGAAGCUAAAAGUGGAUAAGGUCACAUUAGUUGGGUUAAGUUAUGGAGGGAUAGUUGGGUUCAAGAUGGCCAAGUUGUACCCGCAAUUGGUCAAGUCCAUGGUGUUGUCUGGAACUGUCAUAGAGCUCACUGAAUCCAUUAGCCAUGACUCGUAUAAGCGAAAUGGUGUCUCUAGUUGGUCGGAUCUUGUACUCCCCACUACCUUAGAGGAGUUGAAGAGAAUGUUUUCGGCUGGCUUUCAUAAAGUCCCAUGGAUUCCCGAUUUUGUUUAUCGGGACAUGCUUGAGACUAUGUUUUCUAACCGAAAAGAGAAGAAAGAACUACUGGAAGAAUUGGUUGUUAGUGACAAAGAUGCAAGCUUCGAUACAAACUACCCUCAGACCAUACAAUUGUUGUGGGGUGCUAAUGACAAGUUCUUCGAUCUCGGCCUUGCUACGUCCAUGAAAACGCAAUUGGGCGAGAAGACAACGUUGGAAUCGAUAAAGGAUGCAGGGCAUUUAGCCCCGAUAGAGCAAUCAUCUGCAUAUAACAAACGCCUUAAAUGUGUUCUUGAGCGUAUGACGAAAGAUCAAUGA